UUGAUGAACUUUAUCAUUAGGUGGUUUCUGAACUAUUGUUUUAUAAUAUAAAAUCUAUAUUUUGGGCGGAGUGUUCUACGCAGCUAGUCGCAGUAGAGCAGUAAUGUGAAGUGCCCCCACCCGCUCUGAUGCCUCCAACCAUGGCUCAGAUCAGCGAUCCAAAGAUUGCCUUUGCCUACCUGCGCCCGGCCUGUGUGCUGCUGACCCGAGAGCCGUCUGUGACCAAUGUGGAGACAGUGAGCGGUCAGCUAAAAGAAGUCAACGAUGCCACGUUGCAGCAGCUCCAAGAUUAUGUCCUCUUCCCUCUUCGCUUUGUCCUCAAAGUACCCGGGCCCAAGAAGGACAAACUGGUGCAGGCUGUGGCUGAAGCCAUGAGCCACAUCCUGGAGAACACUUGCGUCCAGAGCUGGAAGACGCUCCACGACCUCCUCUCAGAGCUCUGCCUCUGCCUCUGCUCUCCGACCGAUCCGGGGAAACCUGCUGACACGUCAGAGGAGCUGAAAUUGGCCGUGCUGAGGUGCUUGGAUGCCUUGCUUCAUGCUGCAUAUGGUGAUAUAGUUUUCAAACUCUUUGAACCAAUCAUGUUGCCGGGACUGGGAGCCGCCAUAUCACUGCUACUGGCUUUAGGUGAGACGGAGAAAUCCCGGGAUGUACAGGCAGCAGCGCUGAAGUGCCUCCAAGCAUUGAUUCUGCAGUGUGACUGUACUCAGGUGCAUGUAGUUCCUUCAUUAGAAGAGCGACGUGCUAUCGGCAGCACCAUGGCUUCAUUCUUACCUGGGAUCACCACGGCUGUAGCUAGGAUCAUUACCGGAGAUCUGAGACAAGGCCACGCAGUCACAGUCAAGGCCAUCAAGGUUUUGUCCAGUGCUGUGGAGCUUGUGAUGGAAGACGUCCAGCUUCAGGCCAGUGAGCCCUGCAAGACUCCCUCACCAAACCUGGGUAACAUCGCACAGCUGGUGGUCGAGCGAAAGCAAGACUGGUUAAAGAGCACGUCAGGGAAGCUUUCUGUGCUGCUGAAGAAGAUCAUCUCCUGGACCUCAGCCCACCGGCACUGGAGGGUUCGCCUGGAGAUGGUGGAGCUGGCCGACCGCCUGCUGGCCAGGUGUAGUCGGUCACUUGACGAGUGCGUGGGGCCACUGCUGGAAGCACUGGUGGGAGCAGUCAAUGACGAGGAGCCCAGAGUCAGAGAGAGGUGUAAGGUUGCUCUGAGAGAGGUAUCACAGAGGAAUCAGAGCAGCAGCAGUAGUGGGGAUGUUACCAGUGAACGCAGCAACAUUCAGACCUUCACUGACGUGCUUUCAGAGAAUCUCCACUCCCUGGCCACCUCCCUGCCCAGACUGAUGAGGACCUCUGACGACCAGAAGAAACUGUUUGUCCUCAACGUGUUUCUGGGUUACUUGAAAGUCCUGGGACCACUCGUCUCUGUGGUGCUGAACUCGGCUGCACAUCUGGAGAGGAUUUCAAAAGCCUUGAUGCAGGUGCUGGAGCUGGACGUGAUGGAUGUUUGCAUCGUAGAGGAAAGAAGUCACAGCUCCACCAUAGAAACAACUUCCACCUCCUCUGAUGGCUGCACUGCUCAAACACAGAGGAAGCAUUUCCUCUACUUCACUGAUGAGAUGAUCCUCUCUGUGCUAAUGGAGAUCUGUCGCACAUUAGGUUACUAUGGCAACAUUUACCUGCUGACUGAUCACUUUCUAGAUCUGUACUGCCAGUCGUUGGCAUACAGAAAGCAGGCCGCCAUGGUCCUGAAUGAGAUUGUCAGGGGCGCUGCAGGCCUCGGUGUGGUGACAGAGAGUCAGGGUCUGGAGGGUGAGGGUCACAGAUGCUCUGCCAACAAGGAUGACCUGAAAGCAGCAGUGAUGUCAGUCCUGGAAGAAUACACCAGUCUGAACAACUGGCACUUGAUCACUGUCAGCGAGGAGACGGAUAGAAACCGACAGGAUCAACAGGCUCCACGGGUGUUGACAGUGAUGUUGACUCACUCUGACUGCAGCCUGCUGCCUCUGGUCGGGGACAUCGUUCAGGAUGUGCUGAUGGCUCUGGAUCUCAGCUACGACCACACAAGUGCACUUUUCUGCUCGGUGCUGCACGCGCUGAUGAAGGCACUGGCGAGGUGGUUUCCUUCCAGUUGUAAUAAGACCAAAGAGUCUGCCAGAUCCCAACAGACAUCCACUGACCAGCAAGACAUCGACAUCCGACAGUUCCUGCUGGAUUACCGCAAACAGAAAGAUCUGGCAGAGGGCUUUGGAAUAGAGGAGGACGAUACUGACGACCUUGAUGUUCCUCCUCCCAUGGAGUGUGAGGACGUUGAGGAUAACGAUGGUCCCAAUGUGAAAGCAGAGCUUCCCUCCCACCUCAGCAUCACUAAAGAUGUAAUGGAACGCUGCAUUCAUCUGCUGUCCGAUCCCAGCCUCAGGCUCCGACUCAAGGUGUUGGACGUGCUAGAGCUUUGUGUGUGUGUCCUGAGUGAGAAGGAAAACGAGCUGCUGCCUAUGGCCCACCGCUGCUGGCCCGCCCUCCUCCAGAGACUGACAGCUGACGACCCGUUAGCGGUCCUCAGAGCCUUCAGGAUGCUGUGUACUCUGGGUGACAUGUGUGGGGACUUCCUGAGGAGGAGGGUUUCUAAGGAGGUUCUCCCAAAGCUGAGCUCCUCGCUGGUACGACAGGCUCCCAUCAGCGCUAAGGCCGGACCCGUCUACACACACACGAUCGCCUACAAACUGCAACUGGCUGUGCUGCAGGGCCUGGGCUCGCUGUGCCAGAGGCUGGACCUGGCUGAAGCAGACCUGGAUGCAGUGUGUGAGGCUUGUGUGCCCUACCUGAGCUGCAGACAACCCAUCCGACUGCAAGAGGCCUGUCUAAGCGUUUUCCGACACCUGAUCCAGGUGGACCCGGACACCUUCUGGUUUACUCUGAACGAGCUGCACUGCCCGUCCUCCUACACCCCGCCCCACCCCGACCUGCUGCCCAUCAAACUGAGCGGGAUGGACCGGCCCAGAGACGAGUACUCAGACAAUGUGCUGAAGCUCCUGAAGGAGGAGUACGGCUCGGAUGCCGCAACGGUCGACCAGAGAAUCAGCUAAUGAGCUGGUGAUAGAUGUGAUUGACUCAUCUCAUAGAUGGACGCCUUGUUGAACCACUGACUCCAACACGUCAGUUGACUGAAAGGAAAUCUGAUAAUCGUGCCAGAAAGAACAGCCAUCAGAUGCGGCUGUGAUAACCUCGGAGGUGAACACGGUUCUGAUGAGCAGUGCGAUAGAAAGAGAAAGUGUCAAUGAAGCAUCUCUGCAGCAGCGGCUGUAGAAAGCAGGAACACUUCUGUCAGCUUUUCUGUAUUAAGAGGCGAACAGCACUUUGACAGUUCUUAUGAUUUUUACUUCAUGUCAAGGCACUGACAUGUACUGUGGAUGCAAAUAUGUUUUCUAUUCCUUCUCAUGUUAUUUCUGGAUGUGCUGAAGAAAUGUCUUAUUCUCAGGUCCCUCGCUGAGUUGCAUUAUUCAGCCUCACGCUUCAGAGUGCACACAACUCAAAAUGUGUCUGUUGGAUUGAGAAUUAAAAAGUUGACAUCAAA
This is a messenger RNA of Limanda limanda (common dab), 3571 nucleotides long. It is a transcript of the gene tti1, whose product is annotated as TELO2 interacting protein 1. Lineage: Eukaryota; Metazoa; Chordata; Actinopteri; Pleuronectiformes; Pleuronectidae. The record is from RefSeq and is a predicted model, not a curated record. Gene Ontology annotation, biological process: chromatin remodeling. Gene Ontology annotation, cellular component: cytoplasm.